AUGAGAUCUGGUGAGACUAUUAGCAAGUUUUUUCACAAUGUGUUACAUUCAAUCAUUCAACUACAUGGAGCGUUAUUGAAAAGACCUGAACCAGUUGUUGAAAACUCAACAGAUGAAAGGUGGAAAUGGUUCAAGAAUUUCUUAGGGGCACUAGAUGGAACUCAUAUUAGAGUGAGAGUACCUAUGGCUGAUAAACCAAAAUAUCGUACUCGAAAAGGUGAAAUAGCUACAAAUGUCUUAGGUGUAUGCUCCCAAGACAUGCAAUUCAUAUAUGUGUUACCUGGAUGGGAAGGCUCUGCAGCAGAUGGUAGAGUUUUACGUGAUGCCAUACGUAGAACAAAUGGUUUAUGUGUUCCAAAUGGUCAUUAUUACCUUGUAGAUGGUGGAUAUACUAAGUGUAAGGGAUUUCUUGCUCCAUAUCGAGGCCAACGCUAUCACCUAAACCAAUGGGAAGAUGGGAAUUCUCCCAAAAAUCCACAAGAGUUUUUUAAUAUGAAGCACUCAUCUGCUAGGAAUGUCAUUGAGAGAUGUUUUGGUGCAAUUAAGAAUCGAUGGGCAAUUCUUAGGAGUCCAUCAUUCUAUCCAAUAAAGACUCAAAACCGAAUCAUUUUAGCAUGUUGUUUGCUUCACAAUUUUAUUAGGAGAGAAAUGCCUACUGAUAAUAGUGAUAUGCAUCCAGAGAAUGAGAGUGAUAGUGGAGACGAAGAAGAUAGCAUGGAUGCUGAUGGAUCCAUAAGAAGUAUUGAAGCUUCUAAAGGGUGGACAACAUUUAGAAAUCAUUUAGCACUUGAGAUCAUGGAGACUUCAAAAGGAAGAGGUCCAGGACAAAAUAAAAGAUUUUGGAGCGAAGAUGAAGACAAACACUUGGUUGAAGCACUUAUGGAACUGAAUAAUGAAGGGAAGUUUAAAGCUGAAGGAAAUUUCAGGCCAGGUCAUCUUAGAGCUCUUGAGAUGAAAUUAAAGGAGCGGAUGCCUGCAUGUGAUAUACAAGCUAAGCCACACAUUGAGUCUAGAAUGAGGACUUUCGGAUUUGGGUGGGACAACGACAGAAAAACUGUUACUGUAGAAAAGUCAGUGUGGGAAGCAUAUUUGCAGAGUCACAAAGAAGCAACCCCCUUCAAGAUCAAGUCAUUCCCUUGGUAUGAUGACUUAUGUAUGGUUUUUGGCAAGGAUCGUGCAACUGGAAAAAAUGCAGAGACUGCAGCAGAUGUUGUUGAAGAACUUCAAACUGAAGAAGAAAACACUACUCUUGGAGAAGAUAAUUUCAACUAUGCUAACAAUGUGGAUGAAGUGCCAUCUAUGUCUGUUUCAGAUGCAACAAGAGGUGCUCAAUCUCACACUCAAUCAGAUGGGUCUUCAAAGAAGAAAAGGAAAACUGUAAAUCAUGAAGAACUUUCAGAUGCACUCACACAAUCAGCUUGUAUUAUCGCAAGAGAAAUUCAAAAAGCUUCUAUUCAUUUGAGUAAAGCUAUUGGUGAAGACAUGAAUGAAAAGCAUAUGCAACUUGGGAAAGAGUUAGAAAGGACCACUACACUUACCACAGCUCAACGUCAUAAGGUAGCUCGCAUGAUUAUGCAAGAUAAUGCUCUGGUUUCUUACUUUUUCAGUGUCCCAGAUAAUGAGAAGGAUGAAUGGGUGACACUUCUUCUUGAUGGCUCUCUCUAA
This is a messenger RNA of Humulus lupulus (European hop), 1665 nucleotides long. RefSeq lists its product as uncharacterized. The transcript is spliced from 6 exons. Bases 1 to 1665 code for a protein of 554 amino acids. The record is from RefSeq and is a predicted model, not a curated record. NCBI's taxonomy places the organism in Eukaryota, Viridiplantae, Streptophyta, Magnoliopsida, Rosales, Cannabaceae.